Molecule: messenger RNA, 1719 nt
Organism: Vollenhovia emeryi
Lineage: Eukaryota; Metazoa; Arthropoda; Insecta; Hymenoptera; Formicidae
Product: L-asparaginase
Exons: 5
Coding region: 213-1634 (473 amino acids)
Molecular function (GO): protein binding; asparaginase activity
Source: RefSeq, a predicted model, not a curated record
UACUUGGCGCAAGACCCUAUCGUGGCUCUUGAUAACAGCUCUUUUCUUUGCAUAAUUUUCCUUUGCGUAUUAACUUUCCUUUACGGUGAAUAUAACUUUUUUUAGCAUAAACAUAGCUCUUUCCUUUGCAGAAUUCCUACGAGCGCUUUGACGGAUUCGUGGUCCUUCACGGCACCGACACCCUCAGUUACACCGCAUCCGCCCUGUCCUUCAUGCUCGAGGCUCUGGGCAAGAUCGUCAUCCUGACCGGCUCGCAAGUGCCGAUUUUCGACACGAGAAGCGACGGCCUGGACAACUUCCUCGCGUCUCUCGUGAUCGCGGCGAAUUACAACAUACCUGAAGUGUGCGUGUUCUUCGGUACGCGUUUGUUGCGCGGCAAUCGCACAACCAAGGCAUCCGCGACAUCCUUCGAAGCCUUCGAAUCACCGAACAUUCCACCCCUCGCCACGGCGAACAUCAAAAUCGAAGUGGACUAUCGCUCGAUUUUCCGCCCUUGUACCAUGGAGAAGUUCUAUGUACACGCGUCGCUCAAUCGAAACGUAGGCCUGCUGCGGCUGUUUCCCAGCAUCACGUCCGACCUGGUUAAGGUAUUUCUUCAACCGCCAAUCGAGGGGGUCGUCCUACAGUCCUACGGCGUGGGAAACGUCCCGACAAAUCGCGACGACAUCAUCGAGGAGCUUCACGCGGCGACGAAGCGCGGUGUGGUUGUCGUGAAUAUCACGCAAUGCGCGACCGGAUGCGUCUCGGACGCAUACGAAGCUGGAAAACUGCUGCAAAAAGCUGGUGUGAUACCGGGUUUUGAUAUGACACCGGAGGCUGCAUUAACGAAACUCGCGUACGUCUUAUCAAAAUACGAUUGGGACACAGAGACCAAGCGGCAAAUAAUGCAAACGAAUUUACGGGGCGAGCUGACCGCCGGUCAACCGCCGACUAUACAGGACUGGGAUUUGGUGGAAGCUGUCGCUAGGUCCUUGAGAUUAUCCUCUGUUGCGGAACUUCAGGAGCUGGGAUCGAUUCUGUUCCCGGCUAUGCUGAACGCCGCGGUAGUUAGACGUGACGUCGUCAAACUCGAGUCUUUAAUAGGAUACGGCGCGGAUAUCUCGCAGGCGAACGCAGAUGGCCGAACAGCUUUGCACAUAGCUUGCUGCGAGGGGGAUAUAAAGGUCGUGCGACGUCUUUUAGAAAUGGGAGCAAAUGUUCACAUUAAAGAUCGAUUUAAUCGCACGCCUCUUACUGAUGCGAUCGAAUACGAUCGUCACGAGAUCAUCAGGAUGUUGCUGCAGUGUGGGGCGCAUCUUCACGGCGACGCUGUGCUAAUCAGCGAGAGGAUGUGCUCGGCCGCGACCGCCGGAAAUACGAAGCGUCUGCAGUCGUAUUUGCUGGCCGGCGCCGAUCUAUCACUGAAAGACUUUUCUGGGCGCACACCGCUGCACUUCGCCGCGCUUCACGAUCGCGUGAAAACGAUUGAGUUCCUGCGAGAUCACGGUGAGGAUCCGCGCUGUGUCGACAUGCUGGGACAAUCCGCGGCAGAUCUCGCGGAGGCUGCGCGAGCCGCAGGUGCCGUACGCUUGUUAGCACCUUUUAAGCAGAACGAUGUCCACGAUGCGGUCAACAAAACUACAGCGCCAAUAUAAAGUAAUGUGGAUUUGCUUUAGUUACUUCAAACGGAAAGCUUUUGUCUCAAAAGUAUCCCAAAUAAAACAUCUAAGAUGACUGUGA